AAAGCGUCAUGGACGCGUCGGUAACCGACGUCCGUCGCUCCAGUAUCGAGAAGAUGCGCAUUUCUCCAACUCCGCCUUUUGACAGACUCCCCGACGAGAUCAUUGAACAGAUUCUUCGACAAACUGACCCCAACGGCUUUGCGUCUCUUGUGCUCCUGAACCGCAAAUGGAGGGGUGUUUCUCAACGUGCUCAUCUUUAUCGCCAUCAGCUAUCGAGAUGUCCUUCAUAUUCGGCGAGCCAUCCCAUACCACCACAAUCGGACGACGACAAACUCCCCGAGUUGCGACGGCUUUUUGCUCGCGAAGUAAAGCGAAACCUCUUCCAGGCAUACCUACGGCCGAGGGAAACGACAUUUAAACUUAUUUCGACUUCAAUCAGCUCUUCAUCAUGUCCCGGUGGCGAGGGCAUGCAAUACAGUGCCUCCCCACAGGGGCACCAUCUUCUGGCAUAUAAUUCUGGCAGGAUUUAUGUGAUUGACUUAAAAGGUUUGAACCUGGAGGUCAAGAGGGAGUUGAAGAUUCUUCGUCGGCCUGUCGCCGCUUGCAUCAACGAUAAAGGCACCCUCUUGGCAGUCUUAUCUACUGAGAUGCAGGUUGACUUGUACGACUUGCAACAAAGCCCACCCCGUCGUUCAAGGUCUAUAAUUCUUGACAACACUCCCCGAACGAUUGCUUUAUCGCCAUGCGGUUCUGUUCUGGCUGCUGCUUAUGAAGGUGGCAUCGAGGUAUCGUCUUUAAGGCCUGAUGCGCUGGCCACUGAUCGAAGAGCUGUGAAAUGUGAUGCUGUUGACGCUCUGUCUUUCUCAUUUGAUGGGACUCAAAUUCUCGGAACUACUAUUCAUUCGGCGCCAUCUAGCACCGUGAUAAUUACAGCUCCAUACUAUGAUCCAGGCCCUCAUAUGUCCGAAGACAACCUGAGCCCCUUAUGGACGACGUCGAUCCUGUUCCCAAACACCAGUCGUGACUGCAGUCAUGCCGUUCUGCUUCAGGAUGGAAGCGAAGAGGAAGCAAGCUGGACUUUUACCUAUGACAGGAGUUUUGAGACCUUCCGAGCUGUUCGAAUUGAUGACCUUCGGAAUGGCACCACUUACUUUACUGGACCCGUACCAAGCGCAUCUCCACAAGCCAGUCUCAUUCCCUCCACACUCCCUUCUACGACAUAUCGGGGUGAACUAGUGUCGGCCGGAUUUCAAGGGAAGGAGGUAUGGAUAUAUGGCAUACCUGAGGACUUGGAUGCUGUCCCUGACAAUGUGUCAUCGUCAAGCGAUGGCUCAGCAUCUGGUUUAGGGAGACAAAAUAGUGAUCGGAGUGGUACAUCGCGACGGGCAUCUACGCGGAUCAAUAACCCGGAAGGUGUUAGAGUGCCUAAAUGGCAGAUUUUGUGCGACCAACUAAGAAACACCUUUGUUUCCGGCUUCAAGGUUGCCGAGCAUGGGGAAGUCAAAACAGUGAAAUGGGUCGCGGGGCAUAGUACCUCAUCUACUCAGGAGCGCCUGGUAAUUGCCGCUAGGGGGGUCGGAGCACCGCGGUUAGUGACUGAGGAGGAAGACAUGGAUUUUGUCGAUGGCGGUCGAGUUACACUCUUGGACUUUGACUACAGCAUCACGAACGGGACCAAGUCAGAGAUCAUCAUUGAGGUCGGCACUGAUAAUCCCGAGGUGCUGGAGGAAGAGCAACGCGAUCUGGCAACCGAAGUCGCCAUUGUGCGGCGGCGUACUGUCGCUCAAAGGCGAGGUGGCCGUGGCGGCUCGUCAUUGCUUCGGGCUGCUACGUCUGCUUCUCGACCUCGUGUAGCUCCUGAUGCUGCAGCAAUACCGGCGGUUCCACGAAUGCCGCUAAACGAUCGCCACAACAAUGAUGACGAUGAUCCUCUGCUUCCUCGAAGGAUUGGUCAGCUUCCAUCUCAGCCAGCAAAUAGUCGGGCAGUCGUCGAGCCAGUGAGCCCCAGUGAAGAUGGAGACACUCCUUCGAUUGAGGAAAUGGAGGCUUUAGAUGCCCCUUAUUCGCAUGCUAGCCCACGAUCCCAGACCACGCUUCGUCGUGCUGCGACCGCUGCCGCCGUCGACAGAUCCCUUCAUCCUCGAACGGCAGAUGGGCGACGUAUUGAGUAUCGCCGUGCUGAUGGCCGAAGAGAGCAUCCACAUGAGAGUGAUGCUGACAAUUGGGUACCUCCUCCUCCACCAUAUCAAAAGGAGGACCCAGGCCCCGAUUUGCCGGCCUUUAUGCGUGGCCCUUCUGUUGCUCCCAUAGGGCUUGGCGGUGCAUCUGUUCCCGCUCCAGCUCCAGUGCCAGCACUGCCAGAUCAUGCGAUAUCCGCCUCUGGUCGUCCCGGGACUGAGGAUCACCGAGGACCCAGCACCGACUCCAAAGGCGAGCAGCCCGGGAAACAACUUAUCACAGCAAGCCUCUGGUCAAUAUCCUCUACAAGAGGAUACCACUAG
Molecule: messenger RNA, 2441 nt
Organism: Fusarium verticillioides 7600
Lineage: Eukaryota; Fungi; Ascomycota; Sordariomycetes; Hypocreales; Nectriaceae
Exons: 2
Coding region: 9-2441 (810 amino acids)
Molecular function (GO): protein binding
Source: RefSeq, a predicted model, not a curated record